This is a messenger RNA of Peronospora matthiolae, 330 nucleotides long. NCBI's taxonomy places the organism in Eukaryota, Oomycota, Peronosporomycetes, Peronosporales, Peronosporaceae. The record is from the annotation of a GenBank genome assembly.
AUGCGAUGCGCGAGCAAGGCCGCCGAGAGCGCGCCCGCACGUCUCUGUGCGGACGCCGAAGCAGAAACCACAGCAACUGAUGUCUCAUCGGUUGCUGAAGCGACCCAGCCUGUGUCACUUGGUGAUGCAGGCGCUGGUCAUGAAGACACUCAUGUCUUCACAGAGUAUGAGCUCGGUGUCUCAUACUCUCCUGAUGCGGAAGACGGAUCCGUAUCGACGGCGAUCGAAUCCACGCCGCCUGCCAAGCGUGGCAUGGAUGAUGCUUUGCGUCGCAGCAUCUUUGGUUCAUCUAAUGAAUCAGAUGAACUAUCGCCGAAGCGAAGGCUCUAG